This is a messenger RNA of Ilex paraguariensis (yerba mate), 1266 nucleotides long. The record is from the annotation of a GenBank genome assembly. Lineage: Eukaryota; Viridiplantae; Streptophyta; Magnoliopsida; Aquifoliales; Aquifoliaceae.
AUGGCAGCUGCGCAGUUUAGAAGAGAGCGGACGAGAAUAGCAGUUGCUCGGGCUUUGUUCUUCUUCUCUUUCUGGUGUCUGAUAUCUCUAUCUGGCGCCGGUAGGCUGCCUUCCUCCCGGCAGAAGCUUGAAGUCCACAAGCAUUUAAAGCGCAUCAACAAACCCGCCGUUAAAACAAUUCAAAGCCCUGAUGGGGAUACCAUUGACUGCGUGCACAUCUCUCAUCAGCCAGCCUUUGAUCAUCCAUUCCUUAAAGACCACAAAAUCCAGAUGAGGCCUAGCUAUCACCCAGAAGGUCUAUAUGAUGAGAGUAAGGUGUCCACCAAGGAAACAACAAACCCAGUCACUCAGUUGUGGCAAAUGAAUGGUAGAUGCCCUGAAGAUACCAUACCCAUAAGGCGAACAAAGAAAGAUGAUGUUUUAAGAGCAAGCUCAGUGAAAAGGUAUGGAAAGAAGAAGCAUAGAACCAUACCUCAGCCCAGGUCUGCAGAUCCUGAUCUUGUCAAUGAAAGUGGUCAUCAGCAUGCAAUUGCAUAUGUUGAAGGAGAUACAUAUUAUGGAGCAAAAGCAACCAUAAACGUAUGGGAGCCCAAGAUACAGCAGCCUAAUGAGUUCAGCUUGUCUCAGAUUUGGAUACUGGGUGGUUCUUUUGGUGAAGAUCUCAACAGCAUUGAAGCUGGUUGGCAGGUCAGCCCAGAUCUUUAUGGUGACAACAACACAAGAUUGUUCACUUACUGGACGAGUGAUGCAUAUCAAGCCACUGGAUGCUACAAUCUUCUCUGCUCAGGCUUCAUUCAAAUCAACAGCCAAAUAGCUAUGGGUGCAAGCAUCUCCCCUGUUUCUGCCUACAGAAACUCCCAAUAUGAUAUCAGCAUCCUUGUCUGGAAGGAUCCAAAAGAGGGACAUUGGUGGAUGCAAUUUGGCAAUGACUUUGUGUUGGGCUAUUGGCCUUCUUUCUUGUUCUCAUACUUGGCAGAUAGUGCUACCAUGAUUGAGUGGGGUGGUGAGGUAGUGAAUUCAGACCCCAAUGGUCAGCACACCUCAACACAAAUGGGUAGUGGUCAUUUUCCUGAAGAAGGAUUUGGCAAAGCAAGUUAUUUCAGGAACAUUCAGGUUGUUGAUAGCUCCAACAAUCUCAAGGCUCCCAAAGGUAUUGGCACCUUCACUGAGCAAUCGAACUGCUAUGAUGUGCAAACUGGCAACAAUGGUGAUUGGGGUCACUACUUUUACUUUGGAGGCCCUGGUAGAAACCCAAAUUGCUCAUGA